AUGGCUCAAGCAAUCAAGAGCGCUCUCCCCACUCACCUGAAGUCCCCUCUGGGCGGCCAAGGCAAGAGUGACGAGGAGUUUAGCUCCCGUCAUCACGGCAAGACGAGGUCUCACAUGGCUUUCGAGAACACCUCCACCAGCGUCGCCGCUGCCCAGAUGCGCAAUGCCCUCACUCAGCUCUCCGAGACCGUCUCGGACCCUGAGCAGAAGAAGCUCUUCGAGACUGAGAUGGACAACUUCUUUGCCCUCUUCCGCCGCUACCUGAACGACAAGGCCAAGGGAAACGCUGUCGACUGGGACCGCAUUGCCCCUCCCGCCCAGGGCCAGGUUGUCGACUACGAGGACCUCGCCAACUCGGAGUCCGUUCAGUUCCUCAACAAGCUGGCCGUCUUGAAGCUCAACGGUGGUCUUGGUACCUCCAUGGGUUGCGUCGGUCCCAAGUCCGUCAUCGAGGUCCGUGAUGGCAUGUCCUUCCUCGACCUGUCCGUCCGCCAGAUCGAGUACCUCAACCGCACCUACGACGUCAACGUCCCCUUCAUCCUCAUGAACUCGUUCAACACCGACGAGGACACGGCCUCCAUCAUCAAGAAGUACGAGGGCCACAACGUCGACAUCCUUACCUUCAACCAGUCCAGAUACCCCAGAAUCCUGAAGGACUCCCUCCUGCCCGUUCCCAAGAAGUACGACUCGUCCAUCAACGACUGGUACCCCCCCGGUCACGGUGACGUUUUCGAGUCGCUGUACAACUCUGGCAUUCUCGACAAGCUCAUUGAGCGUGGUAUUGAGGUUGUCUUCCUUUCCAACGUUGACAACCUCGGCGCCGUCGUCGAUCUCCGCAUCCUCCAGCACAUGGUCGAGACCGAGUCAGAGUACAUUAUGGAGUUGACCAACAAGACCAAGGCCGACGUCAAGGGUGGUACCAUCAUCGACUACGAGGGCUCCGUCCGUCUUCUCGAGAUCGCCCAGGUGCCCAAGGAGCACGUCAACGAGUUCAAGUCCAUCAAGAAGUUCAAGUACUUCAACACCAACAACAUCUGGCUGAACCUCAAGGCCAUCAAGCGCGUCGUUGAGAACGACGAGCUCGAGAUGGAGAUCAUUCCCAACGGAAAGACUAUCCCUGGCGACAAGAAGGGCGAGUCAGACAUUUCCAUCAUCCAGCUCGAGACCGCCGUCGGCGCCGCCAUCCGUCACUUCAAGAACGCCCACGGCGUCAAUGUCCCUCGCCGCCGCUUCUUGCCUGUCAAGACAUGCUCUGACCUGAUGCUCGUCAAGUCUGAUCUCUACACUGUCAAGCACGGCCAGCUCCAAAUGAGCUCCAGCCGUUUCGGUGACGCUCCUCUCAUCAAGCUGGGCAGCGACUUCAAGAAGGUCUCGGACUUCCAGAAGCACAUCCCCUCCAUCCCCAAGAUCAUCGAGCUGGACCACCUUACCAUCACAGGUGCUGUCAACCUCGGCCGCGGUGUGACGCUCAAGGGCACUGUCAUUAUUGUUGCUACGGAAGGCAGCACUAUUGAUGUGCCUCCUGGAUCCAUCCUCGAGAACGUUGUUGUGCAGGGUAGCCUGCGUCUGCUUGAGCACUAA
Messenger RNA from Colletotrichum higginsianum IMI 349063, 1581 nucleotides. Its product is annotated as UTP-glucose-1-phosphate uridylyltransferase. Bases 1 to 1581 code for a protein of 526 amino acids. The transcript is spliced from 4 exons. Gene Ontology annotation, cellular component: cytoplasm. Gene Ontology annotation, molecular function: UTP:glucose-1-phosphate uridylyltransferase activity. Gene Ontology annotation, biological process: UDP-alpha-D-glucose metabolic process; glycogen metabolic process. The record is from RefSeq and is a predicted model, not a curated record. NCBI's taxonomy places the organism in Eukaryota, Fungi, Ascomycota, Sordariomycetes, Glomerellales, Glomerellaceae.